AUGAAGUCUUUUGAGUUCCCUCCGGAAAUACAAAUAUUAGUCUUACAACAUUCUUCUCCAUCAGAUUUGCUAAAUAUUCUUCAACACAUCCCAGAGCUGAAGCCUUUGAUCACUUCUGAUAUCUUCAGAAUUGUUUCUAAUGAUUUACCAAAAGUUAAAUUAAAAUAUGGGUUGCCUGAUGAUUUUUACUUGGAUUAUAAAUGUAAUAUAGAUGAAAAUGUUGAUUAUGAUACUUAUUAUAAAUUGAUUAGAGAUUAUUAUGAACGUGAGAGAAAUAACAAAAUAUUAGAUCCAUCUUUAAUAAGAAGCUUCAAAGGUGCUAUAUUGAUUGAACUAUAUGAGCAAAAAGCAUAUUCCCUUACCAAAUUUGAUGAUCAUUUAUUACAACAUGAUCCAAUUGAAGUUGUUUGGCAUACUAGUACAAAAAUCAACAAAUUUAGAUUUUUCAAUGAUUUGUUUCAAUCUUCAGCUAACAUUACCAGAUUGAAUAAACUACAAAUACUAAUUGAAACUGAAAACGAGCUUAAUAAUGAAUCAGAUAUUGAGCAAUUUGAAUUAUUAAACCUUCCACAUCGUAUACCUCCCAAUAAGUUACAUAUCCCAUUUGUUAAAUCACUUCAUUUCGGUCUUGAUGAAGUUAGAGGUAUUCGUGGACUUAAAAGUUAUUCAAUUACAGACAUCCAAACUAUUAUGCCAAAUUUAGAAUCAAUUAAUUUGGUUUUUGAUGAUGAAUCUCAUGAAGAGUACCAUUGGUACCUUAAAAAAAAAGGUUAUAUAUCUACUACCAUAUUAGGAUUCUUAGAAGAUUUGGGUGAAUCUUCUUGGAAUGAGAAAUCUAUAUUAGAUGAAUUUUUUCAAUCAUCUAUAGGGGCACCUUUGGAUUUUUUAAAAGCUUUCCAAUUGAAAUAUUUUCAUAAUAAGAAAUUCAAAUUGUUUGAUAAUUCGCAAGUAUCAAAUCUUGAAAAGUUGAUUAUUGAUUCUUCAACAAUUCAGUCAAUAAAAAACUUGAAUUUACCAAAUCUUAAACAACUAAGUAUAAAGAAAUCUGCAAUUUAUGAAAUUUCAAAUUUGAACUUCAAUUCCUUGCUAGAUUUAUCAAUUAAACUUUCAGCACCACAUUCUUCUCUUGAAAAUAAACAAUAUUUGGGAAAUAUUCACCCCAUAAUUCAUAAUAUAAAAUCAUCAAGUUUAAAAAAAUUCAACCUUGUGACUUCAUUUAAAAUUAAAAAAAUUUCAGAACUUGAUUUCCCAUCUCUAGAAAGAAUGUCAAUAAAAUCAACUAAUAAUUCUAAUAAAUAUUUUGAUAUUACCAACUCACCAUUUCCUCAAUUGGAGAACAUCACUAUAGAGAAAAUUCCACUUGAAAAUUUAUAUUACUCGUUAUUCCAGAAUAACUCAAAUUUGAAAACUAUAAAUAUAUCAUCAUGUCCAACUUUCAACAUUAAGGAAAUGGGGUCUCAAAACUCAUUAAAUUCAUUAACUUUAAGAAAUAUGAAAUCUAUACAAGGUUUGAAUGGAAUUUCAUUACCAAUGUUAACAAAUUUGGAUAUUCAAACAGUUGGAAAAAUUCAUCUCUCUAUAGAGGAUUGUUCGUUUAAAAAUUUGAAAACAAUGAUAAUUGAUACAUAUCUUUUCUUUCCAACUUAUGAUGCUACUUUAUCAUUCUUAAAUAAUGAUAUUCCACAACUUCGAAAAUUAUUCAUAUCAGGCUAUGAGUUAACAAAUCAUUUCUCCGCUGAGCCAUAUCCAUUCUUAGAAGAGCUCACAAUUGAUAGAACCAAAUCGAUAGCAAUUUCACUAAGUAAUACACUAGAAACCCUAAAUAUUUCAGAAAGUGAUAGCAAAAUGAGAUUCAUUUAA
Messenger RNA from Hansenula ciferrii, 1860 nucleotides. RefSeq names its product Leucine-rich repeat-containing G-protein coupled receptor 6. NCBI's taxonomy places the organism in Eukaryota, Fungi, Ascomycota, Saccharomycetes, Phaffomycetales, Wickerhamomycetaceae. The record is from RefSeq and is a predicted model, not a curated record. Bases 1 to 1860 code for a protein of 619 amino acids. The transcript has a single exon.